AUGGCAGCCGUUGAAUCAAACCCAAAGAUCUCUCUGCAUGCACGCUCUAAUAGCUUUCCCACCGCACCUCAUCCCCAUGUAUCACGAUUUCAGGAGCACCUGAACAGAUUAAAGUCUUCUGAAUCUGCUGCUACUUCAUCAUCUUUAACCCACAAACUUAGUGGCUUGCAGGAUUUACAGGACUCUUCUGACAAGUUGCUUCAAUUGUCAACCACCCGACAAGUCUUAGCACAAGAUUGCAGCCAAAAAUGGGUUGAUGAACUACUAGAUGGGUCUCUAAGGCUCUUGGAUAUCUGUAGUACUGCUAAAGAUUGUCUUGUAAUGUCAAAGGAAUCCGUGUACGAAGUUCAGUCAGCCACGAGAAGAAGAGGAGCAGAAGCUGCAUUCACAGUUGGGGCUGGAAAUUAUUUGGCUUCCAGGAAGAAUGUGAAGAGAGCAAUUAGAAAUGCCUUAGGAAAUAUCAAAGGAAUAACAAAUGGCCUCACAGUUUCUUCUGAAGCCAAAGAAAAUGACACGCUUAGCAUGUUGAAACAAGCGGAAGCAGUCACCGUGAGCACAUUAGAAUCUCUAUUGUACUUCAUCUCGGAUCCAAAGGGACAAUCAAAGCAAAGCAGAUGGUCUGCAAUUUCCAAGUUGACAAAGCCAAAAAAAAGUAGCUUGUGA
This is a messenger RNA of Neltuma alba, 663 nucleotides long. RefSeq lists its product as uncharacterized. Lineage: Eukaryota; Viridiplantae; Streptophyta; Magnoliopsida; Fabales; Fabaceae. The transcript has a single exon. Gene Ontology annotation, biological process: root development; shoot system development. The coding region runs from base 1 to 663 and encodes 220 amino acids. The record is from RefSeq and is a predicted model, not a curated record.